AUGAGUGUGGAAGUCCAGCGCUUGCCGCUGACAAGUGCAUUCUACGAUCUGGACGAUGCGCUGCAAAAGGACAUCGACUGGGGCACGGCCACGCCGAUAUCUCACGACGAGCACAUUGAGUCCGACUUCAGCUCUGCUGCCUACAAACGAGGGACCAAGAGACCUGCAGUAGUCGACGUGAUACCCUCACAUCAGAAGGCGCUGUUGCUGCAUGAGUUGCGGCAACCUUUCGUCAAGCAGGACCACGCAGUGCCGCAGAUCAACGGCCCAGAGGAAAUUCUGAUCGAGGUCCAGGCCAUCGGGCUCAAUCCAAUAGACUGGAAAUCUGUCGACUAUGGGUUCGGGAUCCCGGUGCUGCCGUAUGUCUCGGGCCGUGAUUUUGCAGGUGUCGUUGUGAAGGCGCCCUUAUCGAAAAGCCAUAUACAGGAAGGCGACACGAUACUUUGUCCUUCAACAGAUUAUCGGGACUUGAGGAAAGCGGCAUACCAGGAAUAUGCGAUUGCGAGCCACAGCACUGUGUGUCGGCUGCCUCGACAUGUCUCGACAUCGCAGGGUGCUGCCAUCGGCGUGGCAUAUGUUGCAGCAGCUCUGGCAAUGGGCGUCUGUCUAGGGUUACCAAUGCCAGCGCUCGGAUCGAAUACUGGACCCGAUAUACUUGACAUAGUCCGAAGCACGCCGCUCGGUAGCCUUCCAGCAGACACAGUUGCAGAAUGUAUAGCCAUCAAGGCAUCCGAGAGGCCGAAGGCAGGUGACUGGAUUGUGAUUUGGGGCGGGUCCUCAACGAGCGCACUGUUCCUGUCCCAAAUUGCCAAGCUAGCCGGACUGAGAGUCAUCUUAGUUGUUGAUGUGGCGAAACAUGGAGCGUGGUUGAUCGAUACCAGCGGUUGCGUCUGUAUCGAUAGUCAUGAUGCCGAAAGAGCUGUCCAUGUGAUAUGCGGAAUCGCGGGCUCCGAUCUGCGGUUCGGCGUUGAUACUGUCGGCAAAGAGACUUCAGAGCACCUCGCGCAAUGCCUGGCACACGACACCAAAGACGGGAGUACCAAAGCGCACCUGGUCGGGUUGGCUGCGUUGCCGAAGCAGAGAAAAGAUGGCAUCGUGUACCACUCUGUGCCCGUCAAACUGUUUCACGAGGUUCCAAGGGUCGGAUCCUCGCUAAUGUCCUGGUUGGAGGAAGCGCUGGAAUCAAGAGCCAUCUCGUUGCCGCGAAUUGAGGAGGCGCCUGGUGGCCUUGAGGGCAUCAAUGCAGCUCUGGAUAGAAUGCGGCAAGGUCAUGUCUCAGGAAAGAGGCUUGUGGUGCCAUUGCCAUGGAGGGCGGAUACCAUUUCGAUAUACCCGUGUUGA
This is a messenger RNA of Fulvia fulva, 1341 nucleotides long. Its product is annotated as Trans-enoyl reductase. Lineage: Eukaryota; Fungi; Ascomycota; Dothideomycetes; Mycosphaerellales; Mycosphaerellaceae. The transcript has a single exon. Gene Ontology annotation, molecular function: oxidoreductase activity, acting on NAD(P)H. Bases 1 to 1341 code for a protein of 446 amino acids. The record is from RefSeq and is a predicted model, not a curated record.